Messenger RNA from Lacerta agilis (Sand lizard), 2240 nucleotides. It is a transcript of the gene DHRS3, whose product is annotated as dehydrogenase/reductase 3. The transcript has 6 exons. The record is from RefSeq and is a predicted model, not a curated record. Bases 866 to 1774 code for a protein of 302 amino acids. Gene Ontology annotation, molecular function: oxidoreductase activity, acting on the CH-OH group of donors, NAD or NADP as acceptor. Lineage: Eukaryota; Metazoa; Chordata; Lepidosauria; Squamata; Lacertidae. Gene Ontology annotation, cellular component: lipid droplet.
GGAGGAGGAGGAGGAGGCGGGCAAAGGCGGCGGGGAGUUUUCUUUACGCGGCGUAUGUAUAGAAGGGGGAGGGACCCCGGCGCGCUGCCCUGAGCCUCCCCCCCCCACCCGUCACUGUUUUGGUUUUUUUAAGCCAACUCCUUCCAAAGUCUCCUUUUUUCCAACCCCUUCCCCGAGAAGCAAUUUCCUGAACUCCCCAGAAUAGACAUGAGCUGUCUGGAAAAGCGCUGCCGGCUCCCCAUGCAGACGCCGCCGCCUCAGAGAGCUUCUGGGGGGCUUUCCAGCCCGGCUUAGACGGCAGGACGCUCUCCAAAGGAAACAAGGAGUUUUCUUUCGUGAAAGCGGAGAAACGGGCUCGAUCCUCUCCGGGAUCCGGAUCGCCCAGCAACUCUGGAAAGUUCUCCGCAGCUAUUUGUUUUGAGAUCCCCCGCUCCUCAGCGCGGCUGCUCUUGCUUGGCACUUUGGGAGAGCCCCAGCAAAAGAUCUGUAUAUCUACCGGUAUAUUUAUACAUCUAUACAUGUACUCGGAAGUAAGUUCCGUUUUUAAGCGGGCUGGCGCCCGGGUAAAACGUACCUAGGACGGCGGCUUUCCAUUGGAUUCUCUACCCACCUGCGAGGAAGUCCGACCGAGGAAGCCAGAAACUCGUGCAACGCCACAGCGGACUUUUGCGCGCAAGCUCGCGCAACCCAUCUUCUCUCUCUCUCUCACCUCCCUCUUUGUUUUUGUUUGGCGGGGUGGAGGUACGUUUGCCUAGGAUCCGACACACACUUUUGGACGCCGUGCUCCCCCUUCCCCACCCCUCCUUUUCGACGGACUCCUCAAAAUUCCCUCCCUCUUCGUGCGUAACCCCCUAACCCAAAGAGGAUGGUUUGGAGACGCCUGGGCGCUCUGCUGCUCUUCCCGGUGCGGAUGCUUUGCUUGGUAGCCAAGGCGGCGGCGUCCACGGUGCUCCCCAGCAAACUCCGCGACUUGGCCGGGGACAGCGUGCUCAUCACCGGAGGAGGGCGAGGCAUCGGGCGCUACUUGGCCAAGGAGUUCGCCAGACGCGGCGCCCGCAAGAUUAUCCUGUGGGGUCGGACGGAGAAGUGCCUAAAAGAAACCACGGAAGAGAUCCGGGCGAUGGGAACAGAGUGCCAUUACUUCAUCUGUGACGUGGGCAACCGCGAAGAGGUUUACCGACAGGCCAAAGCCGUCCGUGAAAAGGUCGGGGAUAUCACCAUCCUAGUGAACAACGCAGCCGUUGUUCACGGGAAGAGCUUGAUGGAGAGCGACGAUGACGCGCUGCUGAAAUCACAGCACAUCAACACGCUGGGACAGUUCUGGACCACAAAGGCCUUCUUGCCGCGGAUGCUGGAACUGCAGAAAGGGCACAUUGUUUGCCUCAAUUCUAUCCUGGCCUUGUCUGCCAUCCCUGGGGCUAUAGACUAUUGCACUUCCAAAGCCUCCUCUUUUGCCUUCAUGGAGAGCUUGACGCUGGGUCUCUUGGACUGUCCUGGAGUAAACGCAACCACUGUCCUGCCAUUCCACACCAGCACAGAGAUGUUUCAAGGCAUGCGGAUCAGAUUCCCCAACCUCUUCCCUCCACUAAAGCCAGAGACGGUGGCUCGGAGGACAGUAGAAGCUGUUCAGCAGAACCAAGCUUUCCUCCUCCUGCCAUGGACAAUGCACAUCCUGGUCAUCUUGAAAAGCAUCCUCCCGCAAGCGGCGCUCGAAGAAAUCCACAAGUUCUCCGGGAGCUACACCUGCAUGAACACUUUCAAAGGGCGCACGUAGGCUCUGCGUCUCGCUCACGCACCAAGCAGGCCGAGAGCCCGACGAGGGCAUCGGUGGGGCCUCCCGAGGCCACGCGCUUGCUCUCCCUUGCCGCGGCGACAGCGUCGAGAGCCGUAGCGAAAAGGGGUGGAAGAGGAACUCACAGGGGCAAGGAAGGAGGACAAGCAACGGCAGCCAUUUGCAACGUAGAUUUUAAGAGGAGUUUCAAAGCCUAGGGGUUUGCCGAACCUCCCGUGCCGAGUACAUUCCACUUUGCCUGCUAAUCAGGAAUUGCAAAUUAAUUUAGAGGGGGUUUCCUCCCCAAUUAUUUGUGUGUGUGUGUGUGUUGGGGAAGGGGUGUUCUCAUUUUGUAAAGCUUGUAAGAUUUCACUACCCUUGGGUGACUGCUAAGACUAGUGGUUAGGAAGAAGUAACAGAAAAAUGGAUACCACUUUUUUUUUUUAGCCAAGGAAACAGCAAGGACCUC